AUGCGCAUUACUAUUCCAGACGAACUCCACAAUCUGGAAAGCCAUACCACAGGGGUGCUAACUGAGCACCAGCUUACCAGCACAUACCAUGAUGUGUACAAUAGUCCGAUAGAGUCUCUACCGGGGGAAGUGCACUUUGACCUAGAUCGAACUGUCACACCAGUACAAUGCUCGCCACGCAAUGUUCCAGUCGCACUGAGGGAAGCUGUAAAAGCCCAGCUGGACAAACACAUACAGGAUGGGAACCUAGCCCCAGUGACUGAACCGACAGACUGGAUAAGCAACAUGGUUAUAGUCAAAAAAGCUGACAAAAUCAGAAUCUGCAUUGACCCAAGGGCAUUGAACAAAGCGCUGAAAAGGUCCCACUAUAUAAUGCCAACACUUGAAGAUGUCCUCUAUAAACUGCCCAAAGCCCGUACUUUCUCAUUGGUGGAUGCCCGGGAUGCAUUCCUACAAAUCAAAUUGGACACUGAGAGCAGCUUUCUUACUACAUUCUGGACACCCUGGGGGCGAAUGCGCUGGCUCAAACUACCCUUCGGUGUGUCUGUAGCCCCAGAGGUGUAUCAAAGAAAACAGCAUGAACUACUAGCCGGCUUGCGAGGUGUGGAGCCAAUUGCAGAUGAUAUACUAAUAGUGGGUUGUGGAGACUCACUAGAAGAGGCCACUCGCGACCACGAUGCCAACAUGAUUGCCCUUAUGAACCGCUGCAGAGAAGUGAAACUGAGACUGAGCAUCAAGAAGCUACAGUUUAAACUUAAUGAGGUCCACUUCCACGGUCAUAUACUAUCAGCAGAGGGGUUAAAGCCAGAUCCUGAGAAGGUGAGGGCAAUAAAAGACAUGCCGGCUCCAACCGAUUCAAAGGGAGUGCAAAGGUUCAUCGGAUUCGUCACCUACCUGUCAAAAUUCAUGCCCCGCCUCUCAGCAGUGUGCGAGCCCUUGCGCAGGCUCGUGGAUAAAGACAUGCCAUGGCACUGGCUGCCAAAGCACCAGGAAGCAGUUGAUGAGGUCAAGCGACUAAUUACCACAGCACCGGUACUAAGAUACUAUGACAUUAGCAAGCCCAUUACAGUUCAAAGUGACUCCAGUCAGAAUGGCCUCGGAUCCUGCCUAUUGCAAGAUGGACAACCUGUAGCAUUUGCUUCCAGAGCCCUCACUGCAACUGAGCAGAAUUACGCUCAGAUCGAGAAAGAAUGCCUAAGCAUUGUGUUUGCCUGCCACCGUUUCCACAGUUAUUUGUACGGUCGGGGAAACAUCACUGUUGAAACGGACCACAAACCGCUAGUCGCGAUAUUCAACAAACCUUUGCUUAGUGCCCCAAAACGACUUCAAAGCAUGCUACUCUCGCUCCAAAACUAUGCUCUGGAGGUAACCUAUAAACCGGGCCCAUAUAUGUAUGUCAGUGAUACACUGAGCAGAGCCACAGCACGCUGGCACGAAGUGGACGCACCUCAUGCCCAGCAUUCAGUCUGCAGCAUGUACCGUGAAGAGCUCGACAUAGAGGGCAUAAACCAGGCCGACUAUUUAAAUGUCACGCAUCAGCGUCUGUCGCAGAUUGGGGAGUCCUCUGAGCAAGAUGAACACCUCAAGAUCCUCAAAUCAGUUGUGCUCAACGGAUGGCCUGAUUCAAGGGCAGAGACACCUGUGGCUAUUAGAGAGUAUUGGAACUACCGGGAUGAAAUAAGUUUACAGGACGGGGUGUUCUUCAAGGGCCAAUGCAUUAUCAUUCCAAAGCAACUACGUGCAGAGAUGCUACGUCGCAUUCAUUGGAGCCAUAUAGGUGGUGAGGCAUGCUUCAGGCAGGCUAGAGAAACACUGUUUUGGCCGAAUAUGCAUGGGGAGAUUAAAGACUAUGUAGAACAGUGCACUGUGUGUAACGAAUAUGCACAUGAACAACAAAAAGAGACUAUGAUGUCACAUCCCCUCCCUACACGGCCAUGGCAGAUUCUGAGUAUGGACAUAUUCAACUAUGCUGGCAAGGAUUUUCUGCUUAUCGUCGAUCACUAUUCAGAUUUUUGGGAAAUAGAACUGCUGCCUGACCUGUCGGCGGACACCACCAUUAAGAGAUGCAAGGCUCAACUUGCCAGGUAUGGCCAACCCGACCGAGUCGUCACGGACAAUGGUCCACAAUUUGCUUGUGCUAUGUUCACCAAGUUCUCUCAGGAAUGGGGUUUUGAGCAUGUUACUUCGUCACCAAUGUACCCUAAAGCUAACGGUAAAGCAGAAUCGGCAGUGAAAAUUGUUAAAGGCCUGUGCAGGCGAGCAAAACGUGCAGGAGACGACCCAUGGAAAUCAAUCUUGCUGUGGAGAAAUACGCCAACAAUUGGCAUGGACACUAGCCCCGCGCAACGCCUAAUGGCCCGCAGGCUGAAAACUCACCUCCCAGUGACUGACACACUACUGGAACCUUGCGUUGCAUCAGAAGUUCCUGGCAAGCUGCAUUUCAAACGACAAGUGGCAAAACAUGCAUAUGAUAAAACGGCCAGGGACCUUCCGGCACUAAAUGUGGGGCAAAAUAUAAGAAUGAAGCCACUUCCAGGUGACAGGACUGGCAUAUGGAGACUAGGAACUUGCCUCCAACAAACAGACCCUCGCUCCUAUCUGGUUGAGGUGGAGGGUACACUGUACAGGCGCAAUCGAGUGGACCUCAGGCCAGCAGAGCAAGUGGACCUCAGGCCAGCAGAGCCCAGUCCUAGCAAGCCUGCAGUAACAGUAACAGAGUCCAGUGAAACGCCGAGACUAGAAGUGGAGGCCACAGUGGAGAGCCAGUCUGAGCACUUGCCUGCAACGGACUGCACAUCGGCCUCACAGCCUGAGAGUGAGUCUGAGAUCCCGCAUUACUCACGCAGUGGCAGGCGAAUUCAGCCACCAAAAAGACUUAACCUUUAA
Molecule: messenger RNA, 2886 nt
Organism: Xenopus laevis (African clawed frog)
Lineage: Eukaryota; Metazoa; Chordata; Amphibia; Anura; Pipidae
Exons: 1
Coding region: 1-2886 (961 amino acids)
Source: RefSeq, a predicted model, not a curated record